CCGCGGGGACAAGAGAACAGACAAGAGAAGGAGAGACGUGGGGAGAAAGAGAAAAGAAGAAAGAGAAUAAAAAAAGAGAGACAGAAAACAGAAAAUUAAGAAAAGCACACGAGGAAGACGUGAGGAUGUAAUGUUGGAUUGUUUCGUGUCUCUUUGUCACUUGAUCCUUUUUUUUUUACUAUAGUCAGAGGCCUCCAUUGUGGUAAAUGCAUUGGGAGAAGCCUCGGUGUCCCCUCGAGAGAAAAUAGUGGAAAUUGGAAGCCGAAAAAAGAGACUCCAGAAGUGAACUUGAUUAAAUAUCUUGAUCUGAACUGAACCAUAAAAAACUUAAAGUCAAAAGAAAACAGUGUGAAGUGAGAGUGAACAUAAAUGAGUGAGUGAAAACACCUGCAUUGGCGUGUGAGAUCCUCCAGAGAAUAAAACAAACGGACAGGAACAGUUAAACCAGCCUCCAGAAGAGCGAGGAGAAGGCAAGAGAAGAUGUCAGGAAGGCGGAAAGUGUCAGCCGAGUGGAAAAAGAGAGUGAAGAGCGAGUACACGCGGCUAAGGUCCCUCAAGAAGUUCAAAAGGGCUGACGAGAUCAAGGCGGCGUGGAACCAGAACAGGGCUCACCUCAAUGAGUUACUGGAGCAGGAAGACCAAACGAUGAUAGGGAUGGGGCCAGUGUGGGUGUGCUCUGUGGAGGCCCCCCCACACCAGGCAGUCAUGAGAAGAACCCAUGUAACCUCCUCCUGCUCCGAACCCCUCUCUGUCCCCAUCAGGACCAUCAGCGCCGUUAAUCCCAUACCCACCAUGUACACUUGGGCCCCACUCCAGCAGAAUUUCAUGGUUGAAGACGAGACUGUCCUGCACAAUAUCCCGUACAUGGGUGAUGAAGUGCUCGACCAGGAUGGCAAAUUCAUCGAGGAGCUCAUACGCAAUUAUGAUGGAAAAGUUCACGGAGACCGAGAGACUGGAUUUAUUGAUGAUGAGAUAUUUGUGGAACUUGUUGAUACUCUUGUACAGCAGUAUCAGAAGAAAGAAGAGAAGAAGGAAAAGCCUGAACGGAGAUCUAGCAUCAGGAAAGAGAACAAAACAAAGGAAAAAGAAGAUGAUGAGGAAGAAGAGGAAGAAGAGGAGGAAGAGGAGGAGGAAGAGGAAGAUCAGGAGGAAGAGGAAGAGAUUGAUGGUCAGAAAGAGGAGGAUGGAACUGACAGCUCGAGUGCUGUAGGAAAGAGGGACUUUCCAUGCUUCGCCAUUUUCCAAGCCAUUUCGGCACUAUUUCCGGACAAAGGCUCACCAGAGGAACUCAGAGAAAAGUACAUAGAGUUAACAGAUCCAACUGCCCUGCCGCCGGAGUGCACACCCAACAUCGAUGGGCCGAGUGCUGAAAGUGUACCCCAGGAACAGACGAUGCACUCCUUCCACACGCUUUUCUGCCGGCGGUGCUUCAAGUACGACUGCUUCCUCCACCCUACCAAGGGAAGUACAGACGCCCCAGGUAAGGGAAAGCCAGACUUCCCCAAGCGUCUUGCGGCGAACUUGCUAGCUCUUCCGUUUCAUGGUUAUGGGGCACAUUCCCCCUCCCCUUCCAACCCACCUUGCCCAACCUCUCUCCCUCCACUUCCAUCUGUCAUUCUCUUCUUUAUCCUUCAGCAUUACACAAAACUACUACUCAUCAUCCUCUUUUUCCCAUACACUUCUGGAAUCAUUGUGUAACUUGGGGGCCUCAGCUGGGGACAGCU
Molecule: messenger RNA, 1724 nt
Organism: Penaeus indicus
Lineage: Eukaryota; Metazoa; Arthropoda; Malacostraca; Decapoda; Penaeidae
Product: histone-lysine N-methyltransferase E(z)-like
Exons: 7
Coding region: 481-1698 (405 amino acids)
Biological process (GO): heterochromatin formation
Cellular component (GO): ESC/E(Z) complex; nucleus
Molecular function (GO): histone H3K27 methyltransferase activity; chromatin binding
Source: RefSeq, a predicted model, not a curated record